Xyrauchen texanus (razorback sucker) is the source of this 1283-nucleotide messenger RNA. RefSeq lists its product as uncharacterized. Lineage: Eukaryota; Metazoa; Chordata; Actinopteri; Cypriniformes; Catostomidae. The transcript has 5 exons. The record is from RefSeq and is a predicted model, not a curated record. Bases 318 to 821 code for a protein of 167 amino acids.
GCAAAUAUUUUAAAGGUAGUAUAAGAGAAAGGCAGAAGUAUAGAAGGAUAACACAUGUCUCGUUCUCUUAUAUUCGGUUUAGUCAUAUCUGUUGUGUUUGUAAUAAGAAAGACACUUUCUAGAGUGCGCGCGGGCUGCUUGACACGGAGACCAAACUACAUAUGCUGUUAGGGUUAGAUCACUUUGGGCCAGUGUCAGAUAAAGGCUUAUAUUAAAAACUGGCCUGCAUCUGCUGUACUUUUGCUUCUGUGAAACACAUUUACCAACCUGUUUAAACUGAUUUAAUCUGUAGACUUUGGACGCUACCAAUCAUAGCCAUGGACAAGAGAUCUUGCUGCUUUCCAUUCUUGUGUUUAUUGAUAGCUGUGAAUAUAAGCUUGGUGGGAUAUAUUCUCAGUCAAAAGGAAUUGACAAAUAAUUUCAUAAAUGAAAUGGAGCUCACAAAUGCAGAAAUCAAAGAAAAAGAUUUAACUAUGACACAUUUUGAAUCAGCUAUUGAAACUUUUAAGAAGCUGAUGAGCACCACAGAAACAGAGAUCACAAGUCUUCAUGAUGAGAUAAAUACAUUUGCUAUCGAUCAAGAAAACAAAGCCAAACAGGUUAAAGAUUGCCAGAAUUCUGUGGAGAACCUCAGAACUGAAAAUGGAAUCAAAGAGAAGGAGAAGACUGACAAUCAUGAUAACUAUGCUGCUCUUCAGGCAAAGUGGAGUGAAACAAUUAAUGGCCUUAAACAGCAGCUGAAUAAGCGGAGUCUGCUUUGUGAACAUGUGAAGAAUGCUACAGAAGUGAAAGAGCAUUGCCCUCCCAUCAAGACUUCAUAAUUAUACUUUGAGUGGUACAGUAUAAUAUUGAGAGGAACACCUUCUGUGCAUGUCAGUGCUUUGUGCCGACUCAUUAUGAUACAUUCCUCAGUUGUAAACUGCUUUGAACAAAACCAUAUGCUACAUAAAUAAAAGUAACAGUGCAUGUAUGGAGAGUCUCAGAAAACAACUAAAAAUGAGAGCUACAUUUGUGUUUAGUCCAGUUUUAUUACAGGAGUCUAAAACAUCAGAGAGUAUUAAUACAUUUUGACAUUAAUACAGUUACAAGUGUAACUGUUGCUUUGGUAUGAAUACAGUAUCUUUAUUAGUUUGGAUUAUUGAUCUAAUGAAAAAAUAUUUUUAUAAAACUUUAAUGGUUUAUUUGAUAUAUGAUUUGUGAUAUCUUCAUUUUGUACUAUGUUUGUGAUAUAAUCAAAUUAAUAAUAAAAUAAAAUGCAAUUCAAGGAACAUUCUAGGUUCAAU